This is a messenger RNA of Doryrhamphus excisus (bluestripe pipefish), 1048 nucleotides long. RefSeq names its product endonuclease domain-containing 1 protein. Lineage: Eukaryota; Metazoa; Chordata; Actinopteri; Syngnathiformes; Syngnathidae. The record is from RefSeq and is a predicted model, not a curated record. Gene Ontology annotation, molecular function: nucleic acid binding; hydrolase activity; metal ion binding.
CACCUGUGGCAGCUGGUGAGGGUAACACUCGCCAGACAAGACCAAUAAAUUGUUACCAAAAUGGCAACCCUGGCGACUCUGUGUACUCUUCUGUCGCUCCUGUUUGUUGUUCAUGCAGACCUUGUGGCACAAUUUCAGGAUGCGCCAGAAUGCAUGAAGUACUUCUACAAAAGUAAAGUACCAAAAUACCAGGCUUCCAUACCUGGUACUGCACGUCUCUGCCAGCGCUUUGCUAACAGGUAUCACUUCGCCACGCUUUAUGACACCAAGCAUCGUAUUGCAGUUUACUCUGCGUACAUUUUCCAGCCCAGCAAUGGAGGCGGUCGGGAGAGAAGGUGGUUUGUGGAACCUCAGCUGGUAAAUCCAUCUUGGCAAGCUGAGAUGAAGGAUGGGUACUGGCUGGGGAAAGACCAUCCUGAGGUCUACCUGGGGGAGAAGCAAGCUCUCAAUGAGGACUACACACACUCUGGCUUUGACCGAGGUCACCUUAACCCUAAUGGACACCAUCCAGUUCCCGGUCGGAACGCCACUUUCACCCUCACCAAUGUGGUGCCUCAGAACCCCAAACUGAACCAGAAUGCAUGGAGAAUCCAUGAGUCUCAGCUCACUGAGCUUUUCCGGACCAAGUGCUCCAAGGCCUACGUUCUGGUCGGAGCUGUUCCCUCCGCGGAUAAUUGGAUCGUCAAGAACAACGUGAAGCGUGUCAACAUCCCGGACUACCUGUGGAAUGCUUACUGCUGUUUGGACAACAAUGACGAGCCCGUUCAGGGGGGCGCCGCCGCAGCCAGGAACACGGAGGACAACUGGGUGGAAAAACUCUCCCUGGAUGAGCUGGGCGAGUUCUUGCAACAGUUCUCAGACCAACCGGUGGGGGCGCUGUUUCACAACAACUGCAUGGCAGUUUGAUUUGAAUGAGUAGCAAUAAAUAUAUUUAGUCAAAUUUGUACAAAUGGAAAAUAUAAUGAAGCAUAAUGAAGCAUCAUUAUCUUGCACAGCAUUGAGAUUGAUUAUCUCAUACAGUUAUGAAUAAAAAUGAUCAAGUUUAUCA